ACAAGAAACUGAUUCAUCAUUAAGCACUUGUCCUUCAGUUCAGAGUGAAACGUAACUCAACCGUAGAGCAUUGAGAAGCCGGUGUUUCUGAGACUACAAGAAGGUCCACUAUACAGUAAGAAUGAGAAAAAGGACCAGGAAGAAGUCAUAAUGAAGGUUCUAUGGUGUCUCUAUGUCAUCCUGCUCCUCCCCCUACUAACCUGCUCCAGCCAACCACAGUCCUAUCUACAGUGUGUCAAUGACUUCAUCAGUAACAUCACGUGUGUGUUGAACAACACAUGCAUACCCCCAGACAUGCCGUGCACUCUGCAUGGUGAAUACCCCGGGUUUAAAAGGCAAUGUGAGAUGAAGUCCUUGGCCGGUUUCAACACAACCUUGAGAGGCGGCAGUCUGGUCUUUGAGGGCAAUCCAUUCUUUUGGGAAGAGGAUAAAAUAUCCAUUGGUGUACGGUGUGGACAAGCAGAAGAUUAUGUGAUACAGAUUGAACACCUGUAUCAACCAUUUAACCACAUUAAAAUGCAUCCCCCUGGCAAGCCGACCAUCAUCAAUGCCUCAAUCGCCUGGACACCAGGAGCUCCCAUUUCAGAAAUGAUAUUCAACUAUGACUUCCAACUACAGUGGAAACAGAAACUACAUCACUGGGAGGAUGCUGUGGAGGUGAACAUAUCAAACAAACAGAUGUAUUUUGACCUGGACCCUGAGAUGCUGGAGAGAGGAAGGAGGUACCAGGUCAGAGUCCGGGUUCGAGCCGAUUACCCAGACUGUCAGUGGAGCGACUGGAGCCCCAGUGCAUCAUGGGUCUCCACUCUGGGCCAGAUGAAGCCAACAGGUAGUCCUGAUGUUCUAGACCAGGACUUUGUGAUGGUCACCGUGGUGGGAGCUGUUGUUGUACUAGUCCUGCUGGUCUCCAUGUUGCUCUGCAAAGGAAAGGUCAAGAAGAUUCUGAAUCCUCCUAUACCAGAUCCCUCCAGGUACUUUGAGGGCCUCAACCUCCAGCACGAUGGAAACUUCAAGGCUUGGCUGGGUCCUUUGUUCGCCUUUGAAGCCGUCGACUCUGCCUUGCACCGUGAAGACAUCUCCCAGGUAGAGAUUACCAACAACAUUGGCACCAUCGCCCCCCUGAGGAGGGAGACCGAUACUGCACUACUACUGAAGAAGAGAUUGGACAAUAGUGGCCGCUCCGGCUUCAGCAACUUCUUAUCUCAAUGCUCCCAGCCUGGAUCCACAUCCACCAAGUUGGAACCCUGCUCUGUACACUCCCCUUACGGACCAGUAGGUGGCACUACUGAAGAGAUAGAUGAGUGGAAGGAGGAGAACAGAGGAGAUAGGAUGGAUAGUAAUAGAGGUGUAGGGGGGAAGGACGAAGAUAUCAGGGGUGGAGGGAAGGAGGGAGAGAUGGGGGGUGGAGGGAAGGAGAGAGAGUUGGGGGGUGGAGGGAAGGAGAGAGAGAUGUGUGGUGAAGGGAAGGAUAGAGAGAUGUUGGGUGGAGGGAAGGAUAGAGAGCUGUAUGGUGGAAGUAUAUUUGGAGGCAUCAGUGGAGGUAAAGAUAUCGUCCAGGUUUCUUCUUACGAGCGUGUUGAGAAGCUCCAGGCCGAGCGUCGGGCCCUCAUAAGCCCAGAUUCAGGCAUCGGCAGUGGGGCAGAGGAUCAGGAAAGUCAGGAGAGCGUGGAGGAUGCGGUCGGGCCUAUUGCAUCCACCCCCCAUUUUGUCUCUCAGGACUUCCAUCUUGUUCCGCUUCUUCCUCUUAUCAAUAACAAUAACUUUACAUUCUGCUCCACCCCCUUACCCAUUUCCCUGUCCGCUUUCCCCCAGCAUCCCUUCACCCUACCUGGGUUGGAUAGUGUUGGGGGAAAGGGUACGGAGAUGGGGGUUGGAGGAGGUUCUCUCACAAUGUCUUCCUCCUAUGAACGUGUGGAUAAUCUGCAGCUCCAUGCCCAACUCUUGGCCCCUCAGAGACCAGAUUCAGACAUUGGCAGUGGGGGAGAGGAUCAGGAAAGCCAGGAGAGCGUGGGGGAUGAGGUCAGGCUAACUGUGACCCCCUGUAACCAUAUCCCUCUUAUUACCACUAACAAUAUAUUUCCAUUCUGUUCCACCCCCUUACCAAUCCCGCUGGAUGUUUUACCCCAACUACCCCUCACCUUCUCUGGGUUUGGGAUGGUUCCAUCCCUGGGACCCAGUACUAGUACCAGUCAUCAAGACAGGCUGUUGGAGAUAUCUCUCCUGUCUUCUUCAAUGGCAAUAGAGCCCUCUAGUGGAGGCUACAUGCCAGUGAAAGAAGCUCAGAACUGAACUAUGAAAACAUUUGACUAGGGAGGGACUAAUGAUUUAUAUAUACACUAGAUGCCUGACAGGCUGUUUUGAAGCCACCACUCCUCCAUCUUGGCACUCCCCCUCCAUUGUAAAAAAUACUUUGGAAGCUAUAGAAAUGCAUUUACUAAUGUCUACAUUUGUUUUUACCACAUGUAUUCUAUUACAGACACACUUUUUUUAAAGAACUAAUGUAACUGUCCCCACUACAACAACAAAAAAAGACUUACAAAUACGUCAUUUGGUCGUUGAAACGUUUCAAUGACAUACUGUAGAAUUCCAUCCAUUCCAAUAGAGCUCCACAGUGGAGGUGCUAUAAUACCCAUAAAACCUAGCGUUCAAACAGGGAAACGGUUCCAAUUGUUUUUCCACCAUUCAUUUUUCCCUUAAUGGAUUUUAGAAACACUUAAAAUAAGGCCUGUGGCCUCCUGAGUGACACAGUGGUCUAAAACUCUGCAUCGCAAGCUGUGUCAGAGCCCGGCUGUGAGCGGGAGCCCCAUAGGGCGACACACAAUUGGCCCAGGGUUUGGCCGGGGGGCUUUCCUAGGCUCAUCGCACUCUAACGACUCCUUGUGGCAGUGUUAAAGUGUUAAACAAAUCAAAAUAUAUUGUAGAUUCUUCAAAGUUGCCACCUUUUGCCUUGAUGACAGCUUUGCACACUCUGUGUUCUCUCAACCAGUU
Oncorhynchus mykiss (rainbow trout) is the source of this 2988-nucleotide messenger RNA. The record is from RefSeq and is a predicted model, not a curated record. Lineage: Eukaryota; Metazoa; Chordata; Actinopteri; Salmoniformes; Salmonidae.